Uranotaenia lowii is the source of this 9955-nucleotide messenger RNA. RefSeq lists its product as uncharacterized. NCBI's taxonomy places the organism in Eukaryota, Metazoa, Arthropoda, Insecta, Diptera, Culicidae. The coding region runs from base 1 to 9840 and encodes 3279 amino acids. The record is from RefSeq and is a predicted model, not a curated record. The transcript has 2 exons.
AUGCCACAGCUGUUCCCGCUCGCCGCCUGUAAGACGCAAUCACAAGAAACUCUGCUUGCUGGAUCCACCAACCGUAGUUCUUGUGUGGUUAGCGAGGAUGGAUUCUUGAUAAUAAGUACUGAAGAAGGAGUAAAAAUUUAUGAAUUCGACGAUCAGUUGAAGCUGCGUUUCCUUGCUCUGGAUGGCCGUUAUCACAGCACUUACGGAUGGACUCAGCGGGAUCAAAUUUUGCAGCUUGGAUUCUUCUACCAUGAUGCAGCAAAGAUUGGAAUUUUUGGACGUGAUAGUUCCGGAAAUAUUACAUUUGAGGCAGUCAUCAAAAAUGAAGCACGGCUCGGUUCUCAACAGCCGAUUUGGAGAAUGACUACGGAUCCUGGAAUAGAUUCAAGUUGGACAAAAAACGGCAGCGAUAUAUAUCUUGCCAAUGUUGAUAAUACAAAGCAACAGGCAUUCGUAGUUCGUGACCAGAAUGGACUCGGAAUAUAUAAAUUCAACGAAAAACACAUUAUUCGAAAGUUGCUGUUUACUGAAGCCAUUGCAUUCAGUGGUGCCGAAAAUGAUCGUGUCUGGUUUGGGCGGCUUUCAGCGAGAUCGAGUGGUCUGCUUGACCUUAUUCAUAUAAACAGUACUGGUUUAUUUGGAUACAAAUAUAACGAAGCUCGACAAGAUUAUGUUCCAGAAAUUUACAUUCCACAAUUCGCGUUCAGAUUAGGAUGGGGCAGCCGUUAUAUGGAUUCGGUACUUCUACACGAUUUCAACAAGGAUGGAAAAGACGAGUUAAUGUAUAGUGAUCCUUCGGGCUUAAGCGUUUUGAAAAUAUCUUUAGACAAUGGUUCAGUAGAAAAAGUACUCUUAGACAGAGAUCUACCGGUUUUUGAUAGGCAUGCGAAGUCAGUGACUAUUGCAAAAUUCCUAACAAGCGACAAAAUAGUUCUUGUCAGUGCCCGUAAUGCAACAACUUAUGACUUACAGCGCACAACAUAUCCUACACCACCUUCCACAAUAGACGUUAAAGAUGCAUUAGAGAUAGUUCAUCCAAUCCCUUUAGUUCCAUCGAUUGAUUCUUUCUUAUCGGUCAAAUACAUUCAUGAUCAAUUGAUUUUGAGUGAAAUCUUACAUCCCCGUAAUCCAUUGCUUGGAGUGCUCGAUUUCUCUGUUCCAGUUGUGAAUGUACCAAACGCAUUUGGAAUUCCAAUAACACAUUCGAUUCGAUACAAAGAAUACGGUGCAGUUGACAUUUUUGGCUCUGGCUGGUCGAUCAACGUUGAUUGUAUUUAUGUCGACUAUGCACAAAGCAUUUUCCCGAUCGAUCACGAAUAUUACCUUGUUAAAGAUGGUGUUCAAUCACAUUUGCGCCCUAAGUCUAAGCACAAUGGCAGUGAAACAAUUUUUUUCACUUUGGAAGGCUCACCAGAUGUUGAAGUUCAGUAUUUAAAAUCACAAAAGCUGUGGGAAGUAAGAACUAAAAAAGAGCUUUUAAGUUUUGGCUCUUUGAACAACUUUGAUUGCAUACAAUAUGAAACGAAUUCGUACGAUGAAAUCAAACCGGUUGUUUGGUUAUUAUCAGAAAAACGAGACAAUCAUCAUAACUUUCUUAACUAUAUUUACGAUCAACAAUAUGGGAAAUUACAAAAUAAUAGGACUUACGUGAAAGAUUUGAAUUUAUUAAGAAUCACUAGCAAUAAUGGAGACUCAGUAUCUUUCAAUUAUACAAGUCAAAACAAUACAAGAUUAGUGACAAGUAUAAAAAUACUAACAAGUGACUUUGAACAAAAUCUUACAUUUGAAUAUGAUUCAACAAAAGCCGCUACUUUUCUGACAGGAAUUUAUCAAAUGGGCAUACCGGUGCUGCAGUUUAAGUACGAAGGAGCAAAAUCGGAAAUGACAGAAAUUAAAUAUCCCAAUGGGCUGAUUUCUAAAUUCUCAUACAAUUUUUUAUCGUUCCCGCAAGCAUUGAAACCUUACAAAUAUAAGUUUGCUUCCGAUGCUCAGGUAGUGUACGGUUUUAGUUACAUGAUUAUUGGUGGAAAAACAGAAGCAAACCAAGUCCAGAUCAUUGCACUAGAUGUUGUAGGUUCUAAAACGAAUCAAAUAUCAAGUUUAUACUUUCCGCUUCUGGGUAAGGAACCGGUGGAAAGCUUUCAAAUACUUACUACAAGGUAUUUUUUCGUUGUGAUACUUUCUCAUAAAAGUCACAAAGAACUUUGUCUUUUCCGCCAAAAAACCGAAGGAUGGUCUUCGGAAGCUUCCUACAUGAAAAUGCCAAAAGAAAGUAUUUUGAUGACGGGGAAGUCUUUCGUUUUGAUCAAACAAUCUAAUAAGCUCGCAGUGCUAAACUUAAUCAGUGACAAAUGGGACAUUAAACCAGUGUUCAAUAAUCUUAGUGCGGCAGCGAUAGUGAAAACUUUUUCGUAUGCUUAUUUAGUUUUUAAUGAUCGAAGAUUGUUCAUAGGAUUUCAAGAUUUCAAUAAUGAUUGGAUAACAAGACAAAUUUCAAUUGAACCCAACUUAUUUGACAACAGUUUGGAUGUUCUACAUAAAUUUGUAUCAGAGAGCGAUACAUUGAAAAAUUUGAAACAAAUCCUUGAAAGGGAUUUUAUCCAUACUCAUCAUAAUGCUGUAGUUAUCAGAGCAUUCGAAUUAAAUGAUCAGAAUAUAAUCUCGGUUUUGUAUUUCUAUCAUUACGAUAAUGAAUUUAACCUUAUACAUCAAGGAAAAGAAAGUGUUAUCAUUGAAAAUUUGGAGACGUAUGUUUUAGAUUUACCACCUGUGGAUAGCAAUAUCUUUAAAAUCGGUUAUACACGCCACGAAGAUAAAUUUAAAGUAACUGUAUUUGGUGUUACCGGUCCAAUCAUGAGCGAAGUGGAGCGACUGAAGCAGAAAGUAGAAGAAGAAAUUCAGAAACAUCCUAAUGCACCAAAAAAAGAAAAAGAUCGUUAUCGUACGGAAGCUCACGAUAAAUUGAAUGAUGAACUACAACAGAUUUACAAAAACGUUACGGCCAGUAUCCCACUGGCGAUCGAUCCAGCCAAAUUUGCUUUGUUUGUUAACGAAGACCAUGUAAUCGCUGCAUCCAGAAAACUAUAUUUCAAUGGAAAGCAGUGGCAACAGGAGAAGAUUCCUGAUGAAAACAUCAAGGUGUCAAAUAUAAAAUUGAAACUAGGCGAUUCCUUGAUUCUUACUAAACUGAAUAGGAAUGAUACCUUCAAGUUGCGUCAUUCAUCCCAAGAAAAUGAAUUUCUAUGGGACUCUGGUACAAUGUCCGGCAGUGACUUGCUACUUAAUUAUCCAACGUUCAUUGGAGUCCAGAGACCCGAUAGUGUUGGGCAAAUUUAUUUGUUUGGUAACAAUAAGCUGAAUUCAUUAGGAAACGAUGAAUACCUCAGUAGAUUAAGCAAUCAUCUGGCGGUCAUUACAGAAUCCAAGGAUCGUAAAACAGUUUCCGUUAGAUCCUUAAAAUCUUUAUUGGAGUAUCGACAAAAUGUUAUAACGAGUGAAGAACUUGUUUACAGUGAAAAUAAUGUCAAACUUACAAGAUUCGAAUAUGAUUCUAGUAAAGUGAGACCUUAUUCCGAAGGUAUAGCUUUUAUUAAAUCCAAAAUUUUACCAGGAGGGAAUCCAACACGUUUUGGGUGGUUGGAGGAAACUUUUAACCUCACGGAUAGAACAAGAAGCGUAAAAACGGUUCACAACUCUAAAGGAGUUGUAGUAAAGAAUAUCAUUCCGGAUGCUCCAAACGAAGAUCAAGCUUUUGAUAAAGAUAAAUUUUUGAUGGAUCUUCAAGACAGACUCGUAAUAGCUGAUUUCAGGCCUUAUCGGAUAUCUCAAGAAGUAGUGUCGUACUAUGGAUUUGAACCCUACGAAGCCAAUCGAGUUGGUACGGGUAAAAGCUGGAUGUUUGAAAGAGCCUUGAUUAUACAAGAGGAAUCGAAUCAUUUCAUCAGACUUGUAAAGAACACAUCUGUAAAUGGUUCUUUUAAGCCGAAACUGAAGGGUUUGCCUUAUGUAUUUUCGUGUUGGAUUCGAACACCUGAUAAUACUUUGAUUGAGCGGAGUGUGGCUUUAAACAUCUCAAAUAGUGGUAGACUUCUGAAAAAUAUCAUCGGAAAAGUUCAAGCAAACGUGGGUGAUUGGAAAUACGUUGAGGCUACUUUUGAAGGAAUUCAAAGUGAACAAGAUAUUCAACUGGAUGUUAUAAUAAAAAAUUUUAGUAAUCAACACAUAGACGUAGAUCAUGUAAGAGUGUCUCCUUUGAAUUUCGAUUUCAAUGCCAAUAUUUAUGACAAACGAUCUGGAAAGAUAAAAGCUAUUAUGAAAUCUACAGGAUUACUUCAACAAAUUUUACAUGAUCAAUUUGGAAAUGUUAAGGCUCGAAUCUCACAAGGAGGUCUGCUAGAGGUGUUCACAAUGAAAACUCAGGCUAGUGGCGCUCCUCGUAAAAACUUUAUCAUUUCUCGUGUUGAGAUGAAACCAGCGUUUGGGGAAAUUAUAAAACAUGACAGUCAAUCUAGUAACGGAAAAAGUAUCAGACAAAAACUAAAAUACUCUUCUCAGGUAAUAAGUAUUCGAUGCUUAUACAAAUUUUCCGGAGAGGGUAACCAGUUAUUAGGUUUUCAGAAUAUUAUCGCUAAAUUGAACAAAAGUGGAACUCAAACAUUAUUCCGAAUUGGAAAUAACAAACCCGUACCUAUCCCUGCUGAGGGCGAGUUAGCUUUAUUGUACACAAAAUCUCGAAUUGCUGUUUGGGUGCAAGGACAUCUAAUAGCAGAAAUGCGUUGGAGUUCAGAUCCCGAAGUAUGGAAGCAUGUUGAACUGAAAUCUUCAGGAGCAGCUUCCAUUACAGAAGUUUUGUUCAUGUAUGAUCCUGUAGUCAAAGUUUUUUACCUCAACAAACUCGGAUUGGCCAUUCAAGAACUUAUUUUGAGUGAUCAUAACUCCGUAAACAUUCGACAGAUUGUUUAUGACGACAUUGAUCGACCAGUUCUGAAAACAAAAUGGACAAGAAUAACUCCCGAUCGGGAAUAUUUUUUCAAGUAUAACUCAGAGUUGAUUGCAAAUCUGGACAACAUAUUGAACAAUCGGAAAGCUACUGGGCUUGUAAACCAAUUGAAUUCCGACUGUUAUGGCUAUCCCUAUACCUGGAUUUCCUACAACGACACACCAUUGGAAACAAAAUUGGCCAUGGGUUUACCGGGAAAACCAUACUCUGUAGACGGAUCGUUCCACGUCAAAUAUGGGAAUGAUCCGAGUGUAUCAUUGCUGAAAAACUUAUUUCCACAAAAUCAAGGUUUUCAACACAACUUCGAGCUUAAUUCAGGUGGAGCAAUGCAUGUUCAAGUUUUAGACUCCUCAUCGAAUAAGGUGGCUGAAUUCGUUAAAGUACUAGGACAUGAACACCGCUUGACAACUUACGAGUAUGAUUCGCUAAAUAGAUUGGUACGUGUGCUACCCCCCAUGUACCAUGAAACGGCAAACACUUUUUCCCAAACAGAUUCCUUCAAAGUUCAGGUAGCAAAUUCGAGUAACGAGGAACUGAGAAAUUUGUGGGGCAAACAAUACCGAUAUGAUCCUAAGGGUCGGCUUGUUGAAAAAGUAACACCUGAUUCAGGCAGGCAGCAAUUUUUAUAUACUGAAGAAGGUUUGUUAAGAUUCAUCGUAAAUAGUGAUUCAACAGUUGUUUAUCACACCUAUCGUUUCGACGGAAGAAUUGUAGAAAAAGGAAUUUUGAAUCUCCCAUAUCAUCAGUUAAUGGCAAUUUUGGAAAACAAUUCUAAGAUUCCGAAGACUUCAGAAGCUAUUCUCUUUGAUUACGGUGAACACGAAAAGCUUCCUAGUAUCAGACAUCAAGUAAUAAAAUCUCGUAAAAUUUCAAUUGAUGCUGCCGUUACUGAGGUACUUUUGUUCAAUGAUAGAGAACAGUUGCUCAAUCAAAUAUUUGUAGCUGCAAACAGCUCAGUUUCACUAGAUUACGAUUACAAUAACGAUCGUAUAUCUCGUAUAAAUUACCCUAUUCUAGUUUAUGGAAAAACUUUAAAAGUAACUUACGACUAUCAUGCCGAUGGAAAUGUUAAAAAUGUGUACAAGAAUAAUGAUGUACUGGUAUCAAUAAAAUAUACUCCUUCAAACUCUAUAGCUGAACUGGAGUUUGAACCUAAAGGUCACUUUUCCUACAAACGAUCAUUCAGUUACAAUGAACCUGGAUACCUGUCAAAAAUUACAGAUAACUUUCUUAGCGAAGAUGUACAAUACAUAACUGGUAGUUAUGGAGGUGUUUCUUUUGGAGACGGCACUGUUUCUGCAACUACGUUCAACGCUACGUGGCACGAACGUAGUAAUAUUGACUUUGUUAGGCUCAAAACAGAACAUUUUCGUUCAAAUCGAUCCAUUCCCGCCCAUGACACUGAUUGCUUUGAACCCUUGAAAAAGUUGGGUUAUUUAGAUGAGUUUGAUCGUCCUCUCAACUUAUUUUAUCCUCUGCUGGAAUUACAAAUGCCCUUAGGUUGUAAUACGGGAAGCCGUGCUAAUCAAAUUGCUUCAAUUCUUACCUCCAAAGGAUUUCCCAUUGUUUAUGGCCAUCGAUACGAUUACGAAAACCACAAACAAUUGAUCAAAGCAAAGUAUUUUCAGAAUUCCUUGGAAAGUUCUUUGGAACCUUUACAUGAUAAAAUAUUUUCAAACAAAAUUCGCGGCAUAAGUGUUUCUGAAUCGAAAACAAUUUGGAAUACUUUAAAUGCUGCCGGAUUCAUCAUUACCGAUUGUAGCAAUAGGAAGUAUUGCCAAGCACAUCAAGGCAAAUCACUUUUUCACCCAACUGUUUCUAGUCAUAUAAAUGCUGCUUCAUUGGAAAUUCUGUUCAGUAAUGGUAUUCGUGCUCGAAAGGAUAUUCCCGAGAAAAUAUUUCUCAUUGUUUGUAAAGUCUGGCAUCAGUCGGGGUUGAUCAAUCAUAAUGAGAUAUGUCGAUCGAUGUGGAAGGAUUUGAUUUCGCAUAACUUUGUAGGACCCCAAUCUAAUCGAUCAUUGAACACUUUAGAUCCAAUUUUAAAACAAAGUUUAAAAAGUCAUUCGCGUCAUCUAACCGAUAUUGUAACACUCUUACUAGAACAUUUCGCCAAAGCCCUUGGACACUCCGAAGGUGACAUACAAUCCUACGGUAUUGAUAGCAACGGUAAUCAUAUUAAAUUUUAUACGGGUUUCAGGCGCUAUCGUUUAGAAUAUGUUGCAAACAGUAACAGAAUAUCAAAAAUUUAUCUAACCGAUUUGAAAACUGAAGAUUUAAAGGAAAUGGAAUAUACUAUGGAGCACGAUCAAGCAGGAAGUGUUACGAAAGCGACUCAUAAAGGUAUCUUGAAGAUUGAAUAUGAUCGCUUAAUAAACCGUGCCAAACUUAUUCACAUGGUGGAUGGCACUAAGGUGACUUUACGAUAUAACGUUCGCGGUGAAAGAAUAUUCAAGCAGGUUAGAAAUAGUGGAGGCCUUGUAUCUUUGGAAAAAUAUUAUGUUCGAGAUUACAAAGGCAGAUGCUUAAUGGACUAUGAAAUAACAUUUUUGGACAAAGAAAAAUCUUAUGUUCGUGAAACCGCUUAUAUAUUCGCGGGGAACACCAUGCUUGGUUUUAUCCGUAAUGAUCAGUUCUAUAGUGUUUUUACUGAUCAUGAAGGUUCUGUAAGACUCGUAAUUAAAAAUGGUGAGGUUGUUGCUGCUUAUGACUAUCUUCCUUAUGGACAAAUGCUUCGGAAAUUCAACAGUGAUCCCGAAGCUGAUGUAUCGUAUCGCUAUACUGGCCAAGAGUGGGACGAAGAAACUGGUUUAUACAACUUCAAUGCGAGAUUGUAUGACCCGGAUAUUGGGCGGUUCUACCAGGUUGAUCCAAAAGAACAAUAUCCCAGCCCUUACGUGUACGCAGGUAACUCCCCAAUUUCUUUGAUUGAUCCUGAUGGCCAAUUCGCCUUCCUCAUAGUAGUAGCGUUUGCCGUUGGUGGAGCAUAUUUGGGUUCAUCAGCUGCCAACAAUUCCUUCAAUCCGUUCAAGUGGAAAUUGAAACCGACCCUAAUAGGUGGAUUUAUGGGAGGCCUAUUGGGUGGCUUAGCUCCAGCAGGCAUCGGUGCUUCGUUUGCAUUUCUUACCGGAACUGUGGGGUUAACUAGUGUAGCGGCAGGUGGCGUUAUGAUUGGCACUUCAUUAGGUUUUGCCUACCUAAGUGGUGCAUCUGCUAACCAGAACUGGAAUCCACUAGAUUGGAACUGGUCAAGUCCCGGAACAUGGAACUCUUUAUUUUCCGGUAGUUUAACUGGGGCCACAUUAUUUGCUGGUGUUGGAAAAGUUCACCAAAAGUUCAUAGCAAUCAGUGGACUGGAAAACGUAGUGUUUGUAGGUGUUGUGGCAGGGUCAGUAGGAGGUAUUGCACUUUUCACCGGUUCGAUGGAGAACGAUUGGAAUCUUAGUUUUUGGGAGUGGGAUUGGAGUAAGCCACAAACAGUUUGGAAAGUUACUAUGGGUGCUAGCUUCGGUCUAGCAGUCUCGGCUGAUCUGCAUAAAAUUCAUUCACAGGUUGUUAAUAAAGUCAAGGAUUUUAAGGGACUCAUAAAAACUCUAAAGGCUGGAGAAAUCGAAAAUUUCUGGAUAGAAGCUAAUAUCUACUUCAAAGAUUCGAAAGAUUUGAUUAUUGAAAUUAAAGAUACUCUCAGGAGACUAUCCACUGCAGCUGUGAAAUCACCAUCGGGCAUUGCUCAUGUAAUUGUUUCACGGCCCAAAGCAUUUGGAAAAGACACUGCAGUGGGUACGGUGCAAAAUGUGUUGUUUGAGUUGGCGAAAUUUGGGCCUUUGGAAAAUGCUAUAGGUGAAUUGAAAGAACAACUAGAAGACAUAGACAAAUUAAACAGACGCGAAGGGUUCAGAAAAAAACGUGACGUAAAUUGUUGCGAGUUGCAACUUUACAAACCUAAGUUUAAUGAAGUUGAAAACGAUUUGAAAAAUUCAGCCUCUUCUUUAAAGUUUUCAUUAUUUCAGGAUUUAUUUGAAUAUCUCAAGUUUUUUGAUGAUGUACAGUCUAAGAACAGAAGAAAGGCUCAAAAUUCUUACCCAGGAUUCCCUAAAUCAUUUAACAAGAAACGCAAACCGUAUAAAAUUAAUAACUGUAUUCGAUUUGACAAUUCAGAUACAAACCCUUACGUCCGGUGCUUUGGAAUAGAUUAUCAUUCUUAUAUUUUUUCGCACAUCGAAGAGACAGUUCUACUAACAGAAGAUCAUUAUUCGUACUGCACUCCACUAGAAUUUCAGGGUCAACCUUCUGUUGUUUGUCAUGGAAAAUCAUCUUCCUUUUUGGCUUCACCUUAUGCUGUGGCAAAUGUACUGGAUCAUGUCAAUGGGGCCAUGAUGCUUGCUAUGGUAGUUCCUCAAACUAUGAGAAAUAUUGCAGAUGGGGUGCGAUCUGUUUUUAAUUUUUUCUCUCAAAAUUCGAAUACCAAACUGAUAACAAACGCUGAUGAUCUUAUUAACUUAGAUGAAAAAUUGGAAACAUUGCAACAAAAUUUUGAAUUACUGAAAUCAAAUUGCCCUUGUAAUAUGAGGUGGAUCGAAAAUAUUAUAGAAGAUUUGCAUGAAGAUGUUGAACUGUUUCGAAGUGGAUGUAGAUUGAAUAGUUUUCACGAAUUAAUAGACCGCUUAGAAGUUAUAGAUCAGGAAAUUAGAGAUAUUGUUUUGGAAGAAAACUUUCAAUGUUCUAGCUUCAACCCUACAAGCAUACCACAUUUAUCAAAUCUUCAACAAUUUUCGAGAAAUAUGUUAAAUAUUAAUGGAAUAAGUGUUAAGUCAUCAAAUGAACUUUUACUUGCUAGAAACUAAAACUGAAUCAUGUUGGAUUGAAAUCAAGGAUGAAUUAAUGGCUCUCACUAGAAAAAAAAAACUUGAUUAGAAAGAACAACUCGUCUUUUAAGCUUUUUGAUGAUAUUAUACAAAA